UCGAAAGGUGGUGCGAAAAAUAGCAGGUUACGUUGCUUUCUAGCAGGUUGCUAGUCGUAAACUGUUUGUAUAAACGAUUUCACGUCAAGUGAAUGAUUAGUUUGUUAAUCAACUAAUAUUAUUUUUUAAGUAAAAGAAAACUAUUUGAUUAUAAAAGUAAAUAUCCACGCCAGGCAUAUCAGAAUAACUAUGAAUAAGUGUACCUAAUAGUCUACAAGGAUCGAUUCUUGACUGCCUUAGGCCUUUAACAAACAAAAAAUUUCUCUUACGUUGUCACCAAUAAGUCGUGAUUUUUUUUUAUUGAAAUGGCUCUUGUACGUCAAAUACAAGGAAUUACAAAAUUUAUCUUUUCCUCCCGGAUAUCGAAACUUGGGUCAAAGAGCGAGCGACUCCAAUAUGUUCCAUUUGCAAGGCAUACCUCGACUACCCAGCCACUUUCAGAAAAAAAAGAAGUUAAUGUUACGUUUGUGAGAUCAAGUGGAAAAAGAAUAGAGGCCAAAGGGAAGGUGGGAGAUAGCUUGUUGGAUGUUAUUGUGAAUAAUGAAAUUGAUCUAGAUGGAUUUGGAGCAUGUGAAGGUACAUUGACUUGUAGUACGUGUCACUUGAUCUUUUCCAAAAAAGACUAUGACAGACUGCCUGAUAAGCCAUCAGAUGAAGAAAUGGAUAUGUUGGAUCUUGCAUAUGAAUUGACUGAUACAUCGAGAUUAGGAUGUCAAAUCAUACUGUCGGAGGAAUUAAAUGGCCUUGAAGUUAAAGUACCAUCCACUAUCCAUGAUGCCAGAUAACAACGUGCAGUGUUAGGUAGAAAUUAAUUAAAAUUG
Copidosoma floridanum is the source of this 821-nucleotide messenger RNA. RefSeq names its product Adrenodoxin-like protein 2, mitochondrial Ferredoxin 2 (gene Fdx2). Gene Ontology annotation, cellular component: mitochondrion. Gene Ontology annotation, molecular function: electron transfer activity; 2 iron, 2 sulfur cluster binding. NCBI's taxonomy places the organism in Eukaryota, Metazoa, Arthropoda, Insecta, Hymenoptera, Encyrtidae. Gene Ontology annotation, biological process: P450-containing electron transport chain. The record is from RefSeq and is a predicted model, not a curated record.